This is a messenger RNA of Aspergillus steynii IBT 23096, 405 nucleotides long. RefSeq names its product nuclear transport factor 2 family protein. Lineage: Eukaryota; Fungi; Ascomycota; Eurotiomycetes; Eurotiales; Aspergillaceae. Bases 1 to 405 code for a protein of 134 amino acids. The transcript has 3 exons. The record is from RefSeq and is a predicted model, not a curated record.
AUGCCUACCACAGAGCAAGUCCGCGCUAUUUUCGCCUCGUUCGAGGAAGGAAACGCCCCAUCCUUCUUCCAGCAUGUUGUGGAUGAUGUGGAUUGGGAAGUGAAAGGGACGUUUUGCCCCAUCGCAGGGCGGUACAAGUCCAAGGCGGAGUUCCACGAAGGAACCAAGAGCCUCAGCUCCACCUGGGCGAGUCCGUUGAAGUUGCAAGUCCGCAACGUCAUCUGCGAUGGCCACCAGGCCGUGGUUGAGAUGCGCGCCAUGGAUACCAAGUGUUGGAAUGGGCUGCCCUUCACAAACGAGUAUGCCUGGGUGUGUGAGUUUAAUGAUCAGAAUCAGAUUAUUCGCAUCCGAGCCUACAUGGACACGGAUUUGGUGUGUCGGGCGAUCCGUGAGAACCAGGAGUGA